Messenger RNA from Drosophila subobscura, 3508 nucleotides. RefSeq names its product glutathione S-transferase 1-1 (gene gfzf). The coding region runs from base 291 to 3401 and encodes 1036 amino acids. Gene Ontology annotation, molecular function: glutathione transferase activity. The transcript has 4 exons. Lineage: Eukaryota; Metazoa; Arthropoda; Insecta; Diptera; Drosophilidae. The record is from RefSeq and is a predicted model, not a curated record. Gene Ontology annotation, biological process: glutathione metabolic process.
CGUACAAAAGCAUUUUUUCACAUCAAGAAAAGAAAAUGUGCUACGCCAUUAAACUGAAAAGCAAUGUAAAGAUAUAAUAAUAACAGGACGUACUAAUGUGCUAGUGGACAAGCUACAUGAUUGUGCAACAAUUAAAAAAUUUCGCGCCAUAAUUGUGCUGAUAAAAUACCACCAAAAAAUCCCGUGUGUCUGGUAAAAAAUCGCCUAAAUUACGGUACAACACUUUUUUUCGGGCAAAAUAACGCUGAAAAUCCGGUCAAACAAUCUGCUACUGCCUGCGAUUCAAAAAUAUGGAAGAAGGAAGCGGCGACCAUGGCAUGGACCUGUCCAAGGUCUCCGUGGUCCGCUCCGCCAAAGGCGUUGAUAUGCUCUGUGUGGACGAUUAUCUAUACCAUUUCGAUCGCAUUGGCAAGAACAACACCUACCGGUGGCUCUGCAAUAGACGAAAAGAUAAAAUGUCUCCCUGUAAAUCCCGCAUAUGCACUAUUCUGCCCAAUGGCCUGGACAAGACGCGGCAUGUUGUCGUGGACGUGCCCGUCAAUCACAUCCAUCCCCGAUGCAGCAACCAUGAGGUUAGCAAGGUGGCGCAACGCAAGCGUAUCGCCAUUAUGAAGAAGAACGACGCGUACAGUUCCACCCAGCCCAAAAGAGCACGACAGUAUGAGCGUGCAUCGGGUACACUUAAUACUCCACCCGAAUUUAUAUACAAUGGAGCCAGUACUGACACCUCCUUACUGGAAACUACCUUUCACGUGGACUUUGAGGAAAAGGACCGUGUCUACAUGAUGCGACGUCGCGAUGGCCGUGUUAUGGUGUGCAUCGACGGACACUUGUAUUAUUUGGGCGGGAAGUCAUACAAGGGUGAAAUUUAUCGAUGGACAUGCGUCCGUCAGCGGGACAUUGAGUGCUCGGCCAAGAUCUGCACGGAGGCCACUCUGGACGGGGGACAUCGUCUGCACAUGAUCGAGACGGACGCUCACAUACAUCCGCAUUAUUCGGCCGACAAGCUGAUGCAAAUGUUUGCCAAGCAUAAGAUCCUGUUGGUCGAGGACGACCAAACCAAUGAGGUCCUGCAGGAGUGCCCCAAUAUAGAAUACUUUGACCCGGAGCAAACGGUCGACCCAUCGCAGUGUGACGAUAUCGAGUCGCUAAUUAUAGAAGACUGUGAGGAGAGCUAUGAUGUGUACAUGGACGAUGACCAAAGUGCAGAGAUAUCUGGCGACCUGGAGGACUACCAGACCGAAGCUGAAAGGGCGGAGUUGCACAGGAUGCCAAUACUUUACAACAGGUCCAUAUGGCCGGCCGCACACGAUGUCAUAGCGAACUAUGUGCAGGAACCCGGAUACGAACCACUGACAGAAACCGAUCUGACCAAGUUCACGUUUCUGCCGUCGGCCAAGGGGCGCAAGGUUCUUUGCCUCAACCGAUAUCUGUAUCACUUUGACUCGCAGAGUAAGUCGAACGGACACAUGUUCUUCACAUGCAUCAUGCGGCGCAUCAAGCAUCUGGCCUGUCACGUGCGCGUUACGUUGACACCAAUUGGUCCGAUGGUGCUGCGCAUCAAUGGUCAGCACACCCACAAUCCAGAUCUGAAGGAAAUCGAGAAGCGACUCGCCCAGCAAGCUAAGAUAGAUCUUGAGACUCCGACCGAGCCUCAGCAACAUUUGGCCGAAUCGGAUAUAAUAGAAUACGAAAGCGAGGAAGAUGUUGGCCACCAGAGUGCUGAUGGCGGCUACGAGCAACUGGAGAGCCACUUGCAGCAGAACAAUCCAGAGGCACAGGGAGAAGUUGUAAUGAAAAAGGUAAUCGGCAUCGACGGGGACAUCAAAAUGGAAUACGUCGAAUAUGGUGCGGAUAAUUUAAGCGCCAAGAUUGAAAUAGUGGAUAUCAUGGAUGGCCAAAGCCAAACACACACCGAAAGCAGGACUAACACAUCCACACCGUUGCCCAAAAUACCACCACAGCCGGAAAUCACGAAUAUACGUAGACGUCGAGAUGUUAUGGAGCCUCAGAAAACGCUUCUCCAUCCGGACAUGGAUUUAUCGAAAAUCUGCACCUUGCGGUCUGCCAAAGGCAGCGAACUGCUGUGCGUCGAUGGUUAUAUAUAUCAUGCCAAGAAUCGUGGCGUUAUAUCGCGUAAUUAUUGGGUCUGCAUCAAGAGUCGGGAUCCGGGUAUCAACUGCAAGAGUCGCAUAUCCACAGCCACCCAAAAGGAUGGCUCCAUACGUGUCCUACGGGUCUACAACGUUCACACGCAUCCCUUCAGCGAGGAUGACAUCAAACGACGCCUGUUCAACGAGAUCAACAAGAAGAACAACAAGAAACUCAAGUUCCGGCCACUACACUUUAUUGGCAAGUCGCUGGACGAGAUACAGCAAGAGUAUGGCGAUCUGGCCGUCGAGCGCUUGAGUGUGUCCAACAUCAGUAACGAUAUUAUGGUCCAAAAGAAGCCAAGGUUGCCAAGUCCCAGUAAGAACGGCAGUAGCAGAGCCUCAGUGACAUCCACAACCAAAUCCGAGCCGCCGGAGGAAGGUGAGGAUGUCGAUGUUGUGGACGAAGGUGAGGAGCAGCAUGAACAAGUCUCCGAAAUAGAUGGCCAGUACAUAGAAAUGGAGCAUGACAAUACAGAUGCCAUCAUUGAGGUUGUGGAAGAAGCGGCCGACGAAAUAGAAAACUAUGCAUCCGUUGAACGCACUUAUCCGAUGAAACUGUAUGCCGUUUCCGAUGGACCGCCCUCGCUGGCCGUGCGAAUGACUAUGAAAGCCUUGGACAUGAAUUAUCAACUAAUUAACGUGGACUUUUGUGCACUGGAGCAUCGCACCGAGGACUACGCAAAGAUGAAUCCCCAAAAGGAGAUACCCGUACUGGACGACGAUGGAUUUUAUCUGUCGGAGAGCAUUGCCAUUAUGCAAUAUCUGUGCGACAAAUAUGCGGCAUCAGGUUCGACGCUAUAUCCGCAGGACGUGAACCACAGGGCGUUGGUCAACCAGCGUUUGUGCUUCAACAUGGGCUUCUACUAUGCCCCCAUUUCGGCCCACAGCAUGGCACCCAUUUUCUUUGACUACGAACGUACGCCCAUGUCGCUGAAGAAGGUGCAAAAUGCCCUGGAGGUGUUCGAAACAUAUUUGGAACGAUUGGGCUCCAAGUAUGCCGCUGGCGACGAUGUAACCAUAGCAGAUUUUGCUUUAAUCUCGGCCACCAUUUGCCUGGAGGCCAUCGAUUUUGAUUUAUCUCCAUACCCGUUGGUCAACAAAUGGUACAACAAUUUUAAGGAAGAAUACCCGCAGCUGUGGGAGAUUGCAAACAGUGGAAUGCAGGAGAUAAAUGCCUUUGAGCACAAUCCCCCGGAUUUGUCUGAAAUGGAACACCCAUUCCAUCCGACGCGCAAGGCCAAGGCUUGAGAAUUAUUAAUUAGGUUUAAACGUAUUCUUUGUAAAAUUAUCUAUGCUUGUAACUAUUUCUUUGACAUAUUCAAUACACAUGAAUAUACAAUAUUAUUAUCCACUCA